AGUGGAAUCAUCAGUUUUCUUCAAAGGGGGGCCUUCCCAGGACUCCUGAAAAGGUAAAGCCAGCCCUGAGUCCACAUGUGGUCCAAAUCUGGUACAAUGCUGCUGGUGCGUAUUCAGCAAAAGCAACAUCCGGCGGCCAUAAGUAUGGAUCCACGCAGCAUGUAGUUCCAUCAUGUACACCAGUUCCCAACCCCUACAAGCCAGGUUUCAUUUGAUUCAUGACACUAUUUUUACCUAAUGAGCAAAGGAUGUUGAUACCUGGAGGAGGCUAAUUUGAAUGGGUUAAGAGAAUUAUUUUAUUAGCUGCUAUCAAGUUGAUAUCUCCUGCAGGCCAUAUAGAGAACAUUUCUCCAUAAUGAUCCAUCUUGUUCCCAGAUCGUGACGCUUCCUAGCAGCAUAUUCUGUGUAAUAAUUGAGUCCAUCCAUUUUAUUGUUGGCUGACUUCUUUCUUUUUAGCCAUCAGCAGGAUCUUCUCCAUAAUACUGACCAGUUUUCACACCCGUAUGAUGUCAUACCAUAAUCUCUUUUGAUCUUUGAUGUUAGCGAUACAUCGGUACUUUUGAAGAUUUUAUCUACAUCUUUCAUCAUCUGCCAAGUGCUAAUUUGUGACAUAUUUCUCGACGGUCUGAUCUUUUGUUGUUGAUAAUGUGCAGACUGUUGAUCCCUCUACACUAAAGUGAUCUGCUGAUCCUGUGGUUAUACUGUAACUUUAGUUUUUGUCACAUUUAGCCAUAGUCUCAUCAAGCAGAUCUUCCAACUUACAGGGAAAAACUUGGGGGUUGGUGGCAGGAUUGACUCUCCAGCCACUGGGAAAAAAAACUCACACUGGUCCAUUCAGACUAGUGUGGCGCUUAGGUAUCACCCACCUCAUGCCUGCAUUCAGAUUCUCAUCCCUAAGGUGGUUUGUUGUGCAGUGGAUGCGGCAACACACUGUAACCAGUGCAUGCUCUUUACACACUGUAAUCAGUGCAUGCUCCUUACACACUGUAAUCAGAGCAUGCUCCUUACACACUGUAAUCAGAGCAUGCUCCUUACACACUGUAAUCAGAGCUUGCUCCUUACACACUGUAAUCAGAGCAUGCUCCUUACCAUCUUCUAUAACAUUUCUAAUACCCAAAUUCAGAUCUUCUUCUGCUGUGUUUGGUGUCAUCAGCCAAUUGAAGGAUGUCAACGUUUCUUCCACUACUCUGAAAUUACAGUUGUCUACUUCCAAUCCAUCUUCUCCCAUUACAUGCUCUCCAUACAAGUUGAAUAGGUUUGGUAAAUAUUAAUUAUUGGACUCUAAUUCAUUUUACCAGACAUGCAUGCAUUUUGAUGAUCUACUAGAAACCAUGUAUUCUUAGCAGAAUAACGUUGUAUUAAUUUGCUGAAAAUUGAUCAUGCAUCAUCGUAAUCAUCAUAAAAUUGUAAUGUUUAUUUUACAGAGUCUUGCAUUGGAACAGAAAACACGUAAACGUGGUCAGUUUUGUAACUUCCCGGUGGUGUCUCAUGAGGAGGAAGUGCCACGGUUUCAAAGACAAAGACCAAAAAUGCUGGCAUUUCCCAGACCCGCUGCGAAGCGACGGCUGCGCCGACUCCAGCUCGUCAGGUAUUCUAAUUUCCCUCCUUAUAAGCCUUCUCCACUGAGAAAAGAUAUUAUUGGUGUAAAUGUCAGGUUGUCUUAAUGUUAUGAAAGGGAAGGGGGAUUUCAUAACACAAUAAUGAUUAAAUUUCAGGCUGUUUGAAGUGCUGUCUAACCACAGUAAAAUUUUAAAUAUUCAGUACCUGUUCGAAGUAGCCAUUUAUCAGCCCUAGGAGAUGAUUUAGAAAUUUACAAAAGUUUAAGGGUUUAUUUGUGUAAGUUAUUCUCCCAGAAUUUUUGAUUGUGUGCUGCCAAGCGAGUGCCACGUUCACAGAAAAGUCGAUCUUCCAUGCUUGUUAGCUCUUGUUGCCUGCAGCGAUUGUUUAUGAUAAUGACACUGUUUUUUUAGCUAACAGGCAUCAUGCUGAAGAUGUACACACUGCAUCCAGAGUUAAAGCAGCUCAGGACCCAGUGUUUGUCCACUACUGCAUUGCUCAACAUCCCAGACCGCAGAGAUGCCUACAAACGUUGCUUCCUUCGUCUUCUCACCUCCUUCACCAUCAGUCUGGCCUUUAGUGUCCUCCUCUUCCUCAGCUUCUUAUCUCUGAAGUACGAGAGGGCGGUGCUGGGGUGUGUCGCGGGCCUGAGCUUGGCUGUUACCACACCUGCCUUAUUCAUUUCCCAGGAUGUUCGCCAUUUCGGGCUCCUCUUUUUGAUCUCCUGUGGCAUGCGGCAAGGGAGGAAUCUGCUCAUAACUGCCGGGACUGGUAUAGUGAUCUUCUGGAAUGUUCAGAACACAUUCAGCAACCUCAAGGAGUUGGCCAGGAGCAUGAUCUGCAACCUGGAGACCAGGCGGAUUCUCAUUGACCUCACACCCAUUAGCAACUAUGUUAAAAUGCUAAAAUGGAUCGGCAAGCAACUCCAGGCAAACCCCCAUUUUGGAAUGGUCGAUUUCAAGACUCAGCUACACGUCUCAUCCAAGGUUGACUCUGAAGGCCUGGAGAAUAUGCUGAAGCAUGCAGAGAAAAUGUUAAAUGCCACAGCAGACCACGUACUUGGUGUAAUGAACACCAUGUCCACCAUAAGCCAGAUAGUAGGUCCAGUCCUUGGUCUCUUUCUGGUCUUGGUUUUCACAGUAUUGUAUGCAAGGCAGUACCAGCACAACAAAAAGUUUAUGAACACCUUUAUCACCAGCCACUUCAUCGAGUACGAUAGGAGGCAACAAGCUAUGGGACAGAUUUCUGUCCUGCCCCUGACGAAAAAUGAAGCGGCUCUCUACACCACGAUCCCAUCUCUUUGGUUCACCACCAAGGAGUGGAAGGCCAUGCUGAAGUUCAGUCUUCCUAUCCUGACUAACUUCUUAGUCUGGGUUUUAUUUAUGGUCAUCGAUGCUCUUAUCUAUUGGCUGAUUGUUAUCAUCAAAACCCAUCUAGAAAGUUUGGAGCCAUUCAACGUUCCCCUGAAAGUCAGCUCUACUGAAGAAAAAACCAUCAUUGGCAUUAAUUUUCAGGAUAACAGGGAGAGCAGGGAUUUCUCAUAUUCUGUGGCCCUCUUUGAGGAGAAAUGUCUUCCUAAUCCCACUUUGAUGACCUACAACUCCACGGUCCCGCUCUCUGUCAUCCUUGUCGUCUUGGCCUUCCUGGCUCUCCUCUCUGGCAAACUCCAGCAAGUCCGACUCUUGUUAUCGACUAAGCUCUACAGCCAGGCCUCUGACAAAAGGGUACAGUACCUGCACUCGGAAAUAGUCUUGGAUAGGCAGACAGACAGGAAUGCCCAGAAAACUGCUCUGAUGAAACGACUGAGAGAGGCCAGUUUCUGGUUUCCAAUAUUGUUCCAUGAUAAAGACAAGGACAAUUUCUGACUAACCUCACCAGGAUCGAUGCAAUCAAGGCAAGAGUUUUUCUCUCGGAAAAUAUUCAUAAUAUUACUUAUUGAUAUUAAUAUUUUUUAAAAUCUAAUGCAAUAUUUGAAAAGGCUAUUUAAAAUUAAUUCAUGUUUUUAAGCCUGUGAGGCUUGUAGAGUUAAUAAUUCCCCUAAAUGUUCUCCUUUUAUGUUUUGGAAAUAGUAUUAAUUUGGGGAAAUAUAAGUGUAUAAAGAAAAAUGAGGUUUCGAACUGGCGAAUGCUUGUGAUUUACUGUCUGCUUCAAUAGCUGAAUUUUAUCUAUCAACAAACAGAUGUCUAGCUUUCAGGGCCUGGAAUGAGGCAUGCUGGUACAAGGGAAAGGUGUCUGCUGGAUUCUGUGGUACCUUCAGAUCGCCAAAUACACUACAAAGUACACAAUUUGGAAAUUAACACAGGCAGCAGAGUGACAUUGUUAUAGUUACUGAACCAUGAUAUAUGUAAUAACGUCCACCAUGAUUUGCAUUGAGCAACGUCUGAACUGGUAUAGUAAAUGUCAGCUUCAGUGUUAUGAUGCAGUCUGCACUGUGUGCUGCAAAAUCUUCAAAGUCAUGUGCCAUGCUAAAUUAGUUAAUCUAUCAUACUACCAAACCAGUUGCAACCAGUUGACUUCAUUUGACUCACUUUUGCAUGAACUUCCAUUAGGGAUUAUUUUGGUGAUCUCUGCCCUGUUUAAACAGAUACCAUUGUAGUGUAUAAAUCAGCUUCAGAUAUAUUAAACAAACCUUUGAUACAGUGUGGGAGUUCGACGUAGCAUCCAGCAGAGUAGGAGAGCUGGAAUUAAAUAAGUUCUGAGAACUUAUUUACCCACCCAUUGUUUAAAUGAACUCAGGUUGAAAAUAUUUGUGUUCUCCAGACAACGCUGGCCUGCAAGCCGUUUAAAAAACACACGUUUUCAUUUUCCCCUGCAGGUCUGAAGUGUUUGCCUAUGAUCCAUGAAUGUGCUUCUAGAAUUUAAAAAGAAAAAAAAAUGGAACUGGCUUAUUUUCUGUGAAGACGCCGUAUACCUAGUGUUUAUCGCUAUUCGUUUUUCUCACAGCACC
Messenger RNA from Paramormyrops kingsleyae, 4504 nucleotides. The record is from RefSeq and is a predicted model, not a curated record. NCBI's taxonomy places the organism in Eukaryota, Metazoa, Chordata, Actinopteri, Osteoglossiformes, Mormyridae.